GGUGGAAUGUGGAUGAUACUCGUUAAACAUUCGAUUACAUUUGUGACAAUGUGGAAGUUACUAUUAUUAUUAACCGUUUUGGUUAAUAUCUUUUCAAUAGUGUCCUCGGCAAAAAAAACUGAGACAACUAUAAUCACGACGAAUACCGCCGCAGCAGCUGCAAGUAGCGCUGUCGUGGAAAAUGGAGACAAAAGUUCAGCGGCUGGAGCUGCCGCAGCUUCAGCAGCCAGCAGCACAACUAUAAUAAAAACUGAACAGCGUGUCAAAAAGUGUGCAGUCAACGAAAGAUACUCGAAGUGUCCAGAAAAACUUUGCCAGCCACAAGUAUGUGAGGACGUUGGGGUCCCACAGUGUUCGAUUCAUGACGAAAGGUAUUUCAACAAAUCAGGACCUUGCCCUGGACCUCCAGCAUGCAUCUGUGUCGAAGGUUUCGUAAGGAAUGAUGAGGGAGUCUGUAUGCCAGCUACGGAAUGUCCGUCUUGUGGCAAUGACAAAAACGCCACAGCUGGUUGUGGUGUGAACUGUGGCCGGCGAUGUUCCAACUACAUGUUGUCUGAUGUCGCAUGUGGCGAUAUAUGUUACCCCAACAGUUGUGACUGUAGAAAGGACUACGUGUUUGAUGAUUAUCUAGGCGUCUGUGUCCUGCCUCAGGAUUGCAGUAACAAGAACGCAACUGAACCAGAAGGCACAGAAGGCACUGAAGGUACACCAGGAAAUGAAGAUGGAAAUGACGGUACAGACCCUUGUGAUGAUUGCAGUGAAAACUGUGAUAAUACGAAUGAAACCACUGAAGAUAUAGGAGAAACGGAUUGCAAUGGAAUGGAUGGAGAGUCCACAGAGUCAGAAAUGGAUUCGUCAUCUACCACAGAAUCCAAUGAAGGCACCGAUUCAACUACUGAAGAAUCAGAAGUAACAACUGAAGGCUCUGAGAAUGGUUCUACAAUAGCCGAAGAAUCAGAAAUAACAACUGAGAAUGGUUCUAAAACAGUAGAAACUGAGACAGAUAUGACAACGGAAGAAUCGGCGAAUGGAUCAACAACAGAAGCAAUGGACAAGGACAUGACAACAGAAGAUUCUGGAAAUGAAGUAACAACGGAACAGUCUUCAAGUAGUCAAGCAACUACAAAAGCGCCUACAUCAACGACAACAAGGAGAACUCGUAGACCAAGAACUACUACUAAAAGACCGCGAACAACUACAAGACGGUCUAGAAGAACUACAACGAAAUCACCCAGUAGAAGGACAACGACAACAACAGAAGCGUCAACUACAAAAGGACCGAAAGAUUGCAGAGGUCGUAACGAAUGGUACUUCGAUUGCGCACCUGCGUGCCCUCAAAGGACUUGUGAAGACUACUUGAAUGGUGUUAGAUGUCAAUCAUCUGAUAGGACCACAGGAUGCAAACCUGAAUGUCGCUGUAUGUCUGGUUUCUACAAGGAUGCAGAAGGAAACUGCGUGAGCUCAAGGCAAUGUAGAGAAUCUGGUUCUACUGGAAUGUCCACGACUACGACAUCUACUACAGAAGAGACCACUUGUGAGGAAGAAGCCAUUCCAUUAUUUGCAGUAGGAAGUCUUGGAUACACACUGAAAAUAUUAUAUGAAACAUCACUAGCGAACGCUGGCAAAAGUGUAAUGGUGGGAGGAGCAUCCAUCUUAUACUUGAUGGGUGAACUAGCCCUGUUUGCUAAAGGAAGGGCGAAGAGGGAACUCUUAAAUGUAUUCAACCUUAAAGAAACAGAACAGAUGUGUCGAUGCGGCGGGCAAGCCAACCUAGGCUAUCUCUUAAUGGCUUUAAACAAAGAACUUAUAGUUCUUGAGCAGAUCUCUUGUGCAUUCCCAAAAAUAUCAGCUGCUCUUACAACGCAGUAUCCUGACAUCGAAUUUAGUCUAUUCUGUAAAAUUUACGCUGACGACGAUUGUGCAAUGACAGACGAGUUUAUACAGAAUACUGAGAACAUUUUCGCUAUGGCACCACGAAACCUCGAUUUCUCUGCUUCAGAUGCUGCAAAGAUAAUUAGUGAUGAAGUGGAUGUCAUGACCAACGGCAACUUUGAAAAUUACCUAAAACCAAUAACGAUAUCAACAUUGGACAAUUUGAUUAUGGUAGAUGCUGAAGGUUUCCAGGGAAAAUGGGAGAAACAAUUCAAUCCAGCAGAUACAACAUUGAAAGAUUUCUACUGGAGUGGAAGAAUCAGUAAGGUGCAAAGUAUGUACCAAAAAGAGACGUUCUUAUAUGGAGAGAGUUCGGUACUCGGCGCUAAGAUAUUAAAAAUGAAUUACGUAGGUGGAAUGUUUGGGCUCGUAAUAUUCCUACCAAACAGUAGAUCUGGUUUGAACGACUUGCUAAAGAAACUUCAAAACACAAAUGUCGUGUAUUCAGCCGUUGGCAGUCUGACUAUGCAAAUGGUCGAGAUUGAUUUACCCAAAUUCGAAAUCUCUGUAGCGAAUAGAUUGAAGAUUCCUUCGAAAAAGGCGGGAGUAACACAAAUAUUCAGUAAUUCGUCUCUCGGACUGGAAAACGUAGCAUCAUGUGAAAUGCCAUACGUUAGCGAGGUCUUGCAGAAGAUUACCUUCCAUGUUGAUGAAUAUGGCAUGGGAGAAACCAGAGAUGUUGAUUUCGCUCCAAUAGCAACAACGCAAGCGCCUCGAAGACAACAGAUUAACAGAUUCAAAGCCGAUCAUCCGUUUGUUUAUUCCUUAUUCCAUAAAGAAGUUAUGCUACAAGCAGGAAUCUUUGCAGGAAACUAAUAUUAUUGAGGUAAUCAGGUAUCUAUUUAAUCCUGUUUCGGAAUAUGUAGCUAAAACAAAAAUGUGUUUGGAGUAUUAACUAAGAAGGUAAAAUUAUCAGGGCGCUUACACUUGGAACCAAUCUCAAUAUCAAUGCAAUUUCAAUCCAAUAAAAUCUCAAUAAUUAUUCAAUGUCAAAACUAUGUAAACUCAUUCAUAGGUGUUAAAAUAACAUUCAAACUACUGAAUAUAUAGGUAGAACCAAAAUCAAAACCAUUUCAUCCACGCAAUGGGCGCUAGUGUUGCAACUCAAGAGUAUGAAAAUUCACAAUAUCAAUGUCGAUUGAUCGGAAUUGGAUUCAAGAGUAAGCCCACCGGUAUCAUUGAAAUCUAUGGAAUCUUGUAUUAUUGCUAAGAUGUUUUAGUAAAUGUAUAUGAGUUUAGUUUUUUUAGAAUGGAAAACAUCAGAAUGGUAUGUACAUAAUGUCUUGUAUGUGAAGAAUUAGAUAAUAAUAUAAAAUAUCUAGAUAGAUAUUCAUAAGAUAAUUAAAU
This is a messenger RNA of Spodoptera frugiperda (fall armyworm), 3279 nucleotides long. RefSeq lists its product as uncharacterized. The transcript has 18 exons. Lineage: Eukaryota; Metazoa; Arthropoda; Insecta; Lepidoptera; Noctuidae. The record is from RefSeq and is a predicted model, not a curated record. The coding region runs from base 7 to 2748 and encodes 913 amino acids. Gene Ontology annotation, molecular function: serine-type endopeptidase inhibitor activity.